Durotheca rogersii is the source of this 1320-nucleotide messenger RNA. Its product is annotated as thymidylate synthase. The transcript has 2 exons. The record is from RefSeq and is a predicted model, not a curated record. Gene Ontology annotation, cellular component: mitochondrion; cytosol. Bases 235 to 1209 code for a protein of 324 amino acids. NCBI's taxonomy places the organism in Eukaryota, Fungi, Ascomycota, Sordariomycetes, Xylariales, Xylariaceae. Gene Ontology annotation, molecular function: thymidylate synthase activity. Gene Ontology annotation, biological process: dTMP biosynthetic process.
UUACGUAAACCGACCACCCCGCCUUGGUGAGAGUACCGAAAGUACCUAUCUAACAAGACGCGUAUCCCGUCGCGUCACCGGAAUACAUCACUAUUUUCCUCCCCCGUUCCAUUGCCUUACUGCCCUUCUUCGCUAGAACAGGACGUUUUGUUUCGUUCCGGUCCCGUGAACAGCCAACUUCACGACAGACGUGUCUAUCCCACUGGUCCUUAAGCGUAUUGUGAGAAACCCAACAUGGCGUCCUCGCCACCACGACACGAGGAAUACCAGUAUCUUGAUCUUGUGCGCGAGAUCUUGCAUAAUGGGGAACGUCGGCCAGACCGAACCGGAACUGGGACCUACUCUAUUUUUGCCCCCAUACCGCUCAAAUUCAGCCUCAACGAUAACGGGCGGCCGAUCCUGCCCCUGCUGACGACAAAGCGCGUAUUCCUGCGGGCCGUAGUAGCCGAGCUGCUGUGGUUCAUCGAGGGAAGUACGUCGUCUCUGCCGCUAAGUCAGGAGGGCAUCAAGAUCUGGGACGGCAACGGGUCGCGCGAGUUCCUCGACAACCUAGGAUUGACGGAGCGCGAGGUCGGCGACCUCGGCCCCGUCUACGGCUUCCAGUGGCGCCACUUCGGCGCCGAGUACGUCGACGCGAAGACCGACUACGCCGGCCAGGGCGUCGACCAGCUUGCCGAGAUCGUGCGCAAGCUGCGCACGAACCCCCACGACCGCCGCCUGAUCCUGUCCGCCUGGAACCCGCGCGACAUGCCCAAGAUGGUCCUGCCGCCCUGUCAUAUGUUCGCCCAGUUCUACGUCUCGUUCCCGAGGCAGCAGCAGGGCGUGGCGGAGGAGGCUGUAGCCACGGCCACGACCAACGGCGGGGACAAGCCCGCCAAGGGCCACCUCCAUUGCCAGCUGUACCAGCGGUCGUGCGACAUGGGGCUCGGGGUGCCGUUCAACAUCGCGAGCUACGCGCUGCUGACGCACAUGCUCGCGCACGUGUGCGACCUGGUGCCGGGCAGCCUGACGCACGUCAUGGGCGACGCGCACGUCUACGUCGACCACGUCGACGCGCUGCGGACCCAGCUCGAGCGUGAGCCGCGGCCCUUCCCCGAACUGCGCCUCGCGCGCGAGAAGGGCGGUUCCAUCGACGGGUGGGAGGCCGAAGACGUCGUUGUCCUCAACUACGACCCCCACAAGACCAUCGCCAUGAAGAUGUCCGUCUGAGGAAGGAGGGAAUGUCCCCGGAAAAGAGAGGGAGGACGAGAUGGGGGCGUACUCACGUCCGGGGCAUCGGGCCCCUGCUUACCUUGCGGUAGCCCGCGACGCUUUUGCCAA